GUUUUGAAAUUAAAGGAAAAAAUUACAUUUUCUAAGUGUUUUACAAGACAUGGAAGGGAUCCAGACCUGAAUUCAAUAUGUGACACUGUUACAAAAUUGAUGUUCAGAUGGGCAAAAACUUAAAAAUUGUAAAUGCCACUCCUGAACGCUAGGUGGCGCUCAUUCUCAGUCAUUGUAAAGAUUUUACAGAGAAGAACCGCCUGCAAUGGACAAGUUUAAUGAGGAACUUGUAAAAGUGUCGUUGGGGACAAAGAGUCUGGACGCAAUCUUGUGCGUUCCAGCGUCACUGAAUGAUGUUCAGACAGCCGUCAUACUAACACACGGUGCGGGAGGAGACAUGAACUUCAAACAUUUAGUUUCUCUUGCACACGCUCUGGCAUCAGACGGUUUUCUCUGCCUCCGUUUCACAUGCAAAGGCUUGAACUUGGCUUAUAGAGUUAAAGCUUAUAAUGCUGUCCGGGACUACUUGAAAACCUUGGAGAGGUUUACAUUGAAAAACAUAUUUUUUGGAGGAAAGACGCACACCCAUCAUCAGCGGAGUGAAGAUUUAAAAAUGCUGCCUGGGAGUGUUUGUGUUCUGUUUGUGUCUGGCACUGAGGACACGAUGUGCAACGGGGACCUUUUUAAUGAAGUACUAAAAGAUAUGAAAGCCGAGACUGAAGUUUUUUGGCUACAAGGAGGCAGCCACGGUCUGACUGUGAAAGGAAGGUCUGAGGAUUCUGUAAUGGAUGAAGUGAACUUAAAAGUCCUCCUGUGGAUAAAGGAGAAAACAGUAUUGGGGAAUUAACAUUUGGUGUUUUUCCACUGGGUUAUUAAAUAAAAGAUAUCACAUCGUAAAUAUGCAUAAA
Molecule: messenger RNA, 848 nt
Organism: Gambusia affinis (western mosquitofish)
Lineage: Eukaryota; Metazoa; Chordata; Actinopteri; Cyprinodontiformes; Poeciliidae
Gene: tex30
Product: testis expressed 30
Exons: 5
Coding region: 206-787 (193 amino acids)
Source: RefSeq, a predicted model, not a curated record